This is a messenger RNA of Penicilliopsis zonata CBS 506.65, 1395 nucleotides long. RefSeq lists its product as hypothetical. Lineage: Eukaryota; Fungi; Ascomycota; Eurotiomycetes; Eurotiales; Aspergillaceae. The coding region runs from base 1 to 1395 and encodes 464 amino acids. Gene Ontology annotation, molecular function: transmembrane transporter activity. Gene Ontology annotation, biological process: transmembrane transport. Gene Ontology annotation, cellular component: fungal-type vacuole membrane. The transcript is spliced from 2 exons. The record is from RefSeq and is a predicted model, not a curated record.
AUGGAUUCCAUCGAGUCGAAGAGGGAGGCUCCUGAGCCGGUCGCUGGAGGAGUCUCUCCGGAUGUCUCUGAAGAAGCCACUCCAACGCCUAGUCGGGUACAGCCGAUUCUCGUUGUGGUGGCCGGGUUCCUGGUCAUGUUCACCAGCACGGCGGUGAUCUUCUCGUUUGGCGUGUACCAGGCGCUGUACGAGGCGAUGGCCAAGGAGGCCGACACGCCCUUCACGGGGGCCUCGUCGGCGAUGAUCGGGCUGAUCGGCACGCUGGCGAUCGCGCUGAUGUCGAUGGCGGCGCCGUUUGUGAUGACCUGGAUCAAGGUGUACCCGCCGCGCGUGGUGGUGAUGGCGGGCGGCGUGGUGUUUGGGGUGGCGUGCGUGCUGGCGAGCGUCAGCGAGCGACUGUGGCAGUUUGUGCUGACGCAGGGCCUGCUGCUGGGGAUCGGCGUGUGCAUGGCGUAUAUCCCUGCGGUGACGGUGAGUCCGACGUGGUUUGAUCGGCGGCGCGGCCUGGCGAUGGGCCUCAUCAUCGCCGGGUCGGCCCUGGGGGGCAUCGUGUGGCCGCCUGUUCUGCGGGCGCUGAUCGACGCCGUGGGCUUCCGCAACGCCCUGCGCAUCUGCGGCUGCAUCUGCUGUCUCUGCAACGUGCUGGCCGGCGCCGCCCUGCGCUGGGAGCCUCGCUUCUACGAGCGCCAGGUGCGCGUCCAGGUCCGCCAUCUGACGCCCGCCACGGGCUGGUACAAAGUCGUCCCCCUGGUGAACUGGCAGGUUGCACGCACCUCCAAGUUCGCCGCGCAGGCGCUGGGCUGCUUCCUGCAGUCCGCCGCGUACUCGACGCCGCUGUUCUUCUACGCCUCGUACGCCCAGGCCCUGGGCUACAGCGGCACCGCCGCCGCCAACUUCAUCACCCUCAGCAACGCCUCCAACUUUGUCUCGCGCAUCCUGACGGGCUACAUGGCCGACCAUUGCGGCCGCAUCAACGCCCUGCUCUUCACCACCUUUGCCUCCACCAUCGCCGUCCUGGCCUUCUGGCUGCCCUCCAUCGUCGCCCAGGCCCACGGCAGCUCCCUCACCGGCCACGCCCUCUUCUUCGUCUUCACCAUCCUGUACGGCUGCUUCGCCAGCGCCUACAUCUCGCUCUUCCCGGCCUCCCUGAUCGAGCUCUUUGGCGUCCAGAACUUCACCUCCGUCAACGGCGCCCUCUAUCUCGUCCGCGGCCUCGGUGCCCUCGUCGGCACCCCGCUGACCGGCCUCCUCAUCCCACAGGCCACCGCGCUGACCGCGCCCAUCGCCUACGAACGCGCCGCCAUCACCGUCGGCGUCUUGCUCUUCGCCGCCACCGUCGCCAUCUUCUGGGCGCGCGUCGAGGUCACCUUGGGGGGGUGGAAGUGGAAGGUCUAG